Messenger RNA from Paramecium tetraurelia, 1593 nucleotides. RefSeq lists its product as uncharacterized. The transcript is spliced from 2 exons. Lineage: Eukaryota; Ciliophora; Oligohymenophorea; Peniculida; Parameciidae. The record is from RefSeq and is a predicted model, not a curated record.
AUGAGAUUAAAUUUUUUAGAACAGCUUUAAGACUCUUAAUAAGAGAGAUCUUGUAUUUCUUUAUAAAAUAUGGUUGAGACCCUGAAGGAUCCAGAUUUUAUAUAAAAGCUUAAAUAGUGCUAAUAUGUCUAUGAAUAAAUUGAAUUAUUUCCUUUGGUAGGUUAUGGUAUUACAAUCACUAAAAUAAAAAAAAAUUCAGAAACUAAAAUAAAAGUUAAGCAGUUUUCCAAAGUUGAGAGAAUAAUAGAUGAUAGCUAUUUAGAUUUAAAUAAAAUGUCAAGAAAAGAAGGAAUGGCAAACUGUAUUUUGCCUUUAUUAUCAUCAUAAGAAGGAAACACUGGAUUAUUAAACUGCGAUCUUUUUAAAAGAAAGAUCUCUUACUUAGUGCAUCAAAAAUUAGAUUCUUAUAAAGAAGACACAUUUUGUUAGUUACUUUAAGCUAGUGUUCAUCAUAUAAUUAAGACGGAGGGCAUUUAAUCUUGGGGGUAGGAGAUUAUUUUUCUUAUAUUUGAAACUUGCAAGUAGGUAUUUAUUGGAACUCCAUUAUAUUGCGAUUCUGUUGUUUCAUAAAAGUUUAAGAAUUCUAAGUUUUAACUUCUAAGCUUAUUCUGUUAAUUUACCAUGGGAACAUUAACAUCAGAAGAAAUUUUUGAGAAUUAUAUUGGACCCAAAGUGAUUCUACAGAAAUAUUAGAAGUUCGAUGAUGAUAAAAUCUAAGGUUUUUUUGAUAAAUUAAAGUUUGAAGGUUUAGAUAAGAUUUAUUAGAAUAUCAAUUAAUUUAUCGAAAAUUAUUUAAGGGAAAACAAUUAUUUUAUCAUAAAGUUAACAUAAAAAAAAAUUAUAUAAGGACUCUUAGAUUACAUGAUUCCAAAAUGUCAUUAAUGGGCUUUUAUAGAGAAACUUGAGUAUGUUUAAGAAGAGUUGAUGGAGUUAAGAAAAUUGAAAUAUUUCACGAUCUCAUCAAUGUUCACGAAGCUUUUAAAUGAUCUAUUUGAGGAUUAUACUGAUGAAAAGAAAAUUAAAUAUUUUGAAUCCUUCUGUCAACAUUAUGAGGAAGAUCAUGAGUUUUCAUAUCAAGUUUUUCUGAUGAAACACGAAAAGUAUACAGAUAUUUAUGAUGUUUAUGCAUUAUAUAAGGAAAACAGAGAAAAAUUUUAAAGUUAUAACUCUGAAUAAAUAGAAAAGUAUUAGUCUAUAGCUAUUCGCCUUAUUUUAAAUAAAAUACCUAUGGACUAAAUCAAAAGUAAAAACCCUGAAAGCUUUUUGGACUUUUCUUCCUUGAAAGAACUAGAAAAAAUAUAAAAUUAUUUAUAGAUUUUUCAAAAAAUCUUUCAAGUUGAAAACGCACAAACAAUUCAUAAUAUGAUAAUUGAGGAAAUUAAAAACCUGACUUGGUUGAAUUAUUUAUCAUCAAUUACUAAUUUUAAAGAAACCAAUUCAAUAAAAAAAUUAUUAGAGAAUUUUUUAUGUCAUUUAAAAAUUUGGAAACCAAAAUAACAAUAAGAUGUAUGUGCAAAGAAUUUAAUUGAAUAUAGACACGAAUGCUAAGAUCAAUUCAUUUAUUUAAUUAAUAAUAACUAUAGGAUAUUAUGA